AUGAGUGGCCAGGCGGUCGAUUUCUUCCGGCCCUGGAACAACGCGGACAAAAAGGUCGACGGGUCAUCGCCUGGGGUGGACGAGUACGAGGAUGGGGUGGCGGGCAAGGGCCCGAAGCUCAACCCGGAGGAGGACUUUGACAGCGAGAGCGACGAUUCCUCGCUGGCCGGCUCGUCGAGCAGUUACAACAGCAUAGACAGCGAACAGUCGAUCGACGGGCCAUUGCGCCAUCGCCGCCACCGUCGCUCGACGAAGCCGAUGGUCGUGGGCGCGGCGCCGGUCGUGUGCCAGGAAGUUGGGCUGCCGAGGGUGUAUCCGGCCUUCGCUCAGCCCGGGAUUUGGGACCCGCUUGGAUUGCGGCUCGAGGAGGCGGUCUACUUCAACGGCAUCGCUGCCGAGGUCGACAGGAUACACCAGCAAGAGUUCGCCGCCAAACAGAUCAAGAAGACCAGGCCCAAGAACUUCAACUGCAACUACUGCCCGGCGGCUUUUAGCAACAAUGGCCAGCUCAAGGGUCACCUCAGGACGCACACCGGCGAAAAGCCAUUCAGAUGCAACGCCGAGGGUUGCUCGCGAGCUUUCACGCGCAACGAGGAGCUGACCCGUCACAAGCGCAUCCACACGGGUUUGAAGCCCUUCGUUUGUGACUUGUGUCAGAAGAAGUUCGGACGCAAGGAUCAUCUGAAAAAACAUUUCAAAACCCACAACAGAUACUCUAACGCGGCCGAGUACGAUUUUGCCUACAUGGCCACGCUCCUCAGCGGCCAUUACUACGGUGCUUACUAUCCGCCGCCGCCGCCGCCGGCUACUACGAUAGCGCCCAAUGGCGGGUACAACUUGCUUUAG
Messenger RNA from Copidosoma floridanum, 846 nucleotides. RefSeq lists its product as uncharacterized. The record is from RefSeq and is a predicted model, not a curated record. Gene Ontology annotation, biological process: regulation of transcription by RNA polymerase II. Gene Ontology annotation, molecular function: DNA-binding transcription factor activity, RNA polymerase II-specific; RNA polymerase II cis-regulatory region sequence-specific DNA binding. Lineage: Eukaryota; Metazoa; Arthropoda; Insecta; Hymenoptera; Encyrtidae.